Paracoccidioides lutzii Pb01 is the source of this 318-nucleotide messenger RNA. RefSeq lists its product as hypothetical. Bases 1 to 318 code for a protein of 105 amino acids. The transcript has a single exon. The record is from RefSeq and is a predicted model, not a curated record.
AUGCCCAAAAAAAGGGGAAUCUUGUAUACGGAGUUAGAAAGUCAAGAGCAGGAAAUCCAAAGGUUUGUGGCUUCUCAUGGUGGGUUGCCAUGCCCCGACCUGGUACAAGUUCCAAAAAUGGUCGAACAAGACAGCAACAAGCUUGUGUGGCUCCAUGGAAGCUUGAACUUGUGUAUCCCUAUACAUAUCAACAACUCCGGACAAUCACAACCUGAAAAGAUGUCAUUCAGGGUGCCUUUGCCGUAUAAGAUUGGUGAGGAAGAAUUCCCUGGCAAUGCGGAGGAUAAGGUACCGUCUGAGGCUGCAACAUACAUCUGA